AUGCAAUCGGUUGCGUCAUGUGUGGAUGAUUUCAAUAUCAGCGAGUGGCCUGAUUUCGUCCUCCUGCAAGUUUUCGCCUUCUUACCCUUGAAAUCACUGUCGGCAUGUGGACUGACCUGCACGAAUUGGCAUCGCGUUGCUGCAGACCCGACGCUGUGGCCGUUGCGAAUGGAAUUCGACCGAUUUACAAACAUGAACGACGUCGAUGCCUUAUUGAAAGUGGGAGGAGGGAAUUUAGAAUUCAUUUCCUUGCGUUUGGUGAUGGACAUCAAUGGGAUGUUCGAAAUGAUAGCUUCUGGAUGUCCAAAUCUUCAUGCUCUGGAAUUGGAUCAUUGUCCGAGCCCGAGUGAGAUGAAUCUAAGCGCUUUGAGUCGAAUCUCGGGUGGUUGCAAAAACCUGCGUUGUUUUGCCUUGCGGAACAUGACGCUCGAUGAAGAAUCCAUGUCAGCAUUUACUGUUGUUGCAAAGGAGUUCGAGUUCCUGAGUCACGUAGUUCUCUUCAAAUGCUUUGGAAUAUCGCCUUCGGCUAUUAUCCGUCUCGUGUCGGAUUUGGAUCAUCUGACUCACUUGGACAUUGAACAUUUGGAACUCGACGUGAGGUCUUUGGAAACGGUAGCGAGUCGAAUUGGACGCACUAUCAAAGCGUUUUACUUUUCUGUACCGGUGGCCAGUGAUUUACACGUGUUGCGUUGGCUCGAAAAUCUUGAAGCUCUCGGGAUCCAUGUGUUCGCAGGCGAUUCUCAUACCGAAGACGAUUUCGGAAUUCACAUUCAGAGGUUUAGAAGUUUAAGGGUGCUGCGUUUUACAAAUUUGUUUGCACCCGUUCAAGUUCGAGACCUGCUGACUGCCCAAUUAUUUCCAAAGCUGGAACAUUUAAGCAUGUUCAACUGCGCCCCUUUGUCGCAGCCACACCUAUCGGGAAUCGUAAGAUGUCAUAAAAAUCUGAGACACUUGUGUCUAGAUUUCCGUUUAUCGGAUUCCGUUGUGGAAGUUUUGGCUGACGUUUGCAAGCAACUCACAUUUUUAUACUUCAAAUUUUCUGCCAGUGCAUCUUGUAGAUCAUUGCAAUUACUGGAUGCCAAAAACUUGCCAAAGCUGGGCUAUUUAUACGUGGAUGAUUCUAAGAAUAUCCCGACGGAAUUUUUAUCCCAAUUGGUCGAACAACGACCUGACGUUCGCAUAAUUUGCUACGGUCGUACGUUCUUUCAUUACCCCAAGGACCAGCCAAUUCUAAAACGCAUGAUGAACGAGAUCUUGCUUUUCAAUCCCUAUCUCGACUUGAUAUCUGUGAAGUGACUCGUUUUCUCCGGUGCUUCGAGGAAAUCAACUGCUUUGAUAUUCACGAAACGAAAACUGCGAGAAUGCGGUUACCUUAGUCAUCAUAUUUUGGACGCCAUGUAUUGGAAACUAAUUACUUAUGUUCCGUGAUAGUUAUUCAUUUAAUUGGGAAGAUGUCGCGCAUUAU
Molecule: messenger RNA, 1465 nt
Organism: Notodromas monacha
Lineage: Eukaryota; Metazoa; Arthropoda; Ostracoda; Podocopida; Cyprididae
Source: the annotation of a GenBank genome assembly